Messenger RNA from Seminavis robusta, 772 nucleotides. The record is from the annotation of a GenBank genome assembly. Lineage: Eukaryota; Bacillariophyta; Bacillariophyceae; Naviculales; Naviculaceae.
UUCCUUCAAGCUGGUCAUUGCAAUGCCAUGGUUGCUCGAGGUCGGUGUCUUUGAAUCUCAACCACCAGAUGCUUUCUUCUCCACCGGAUCACUUUUUCUUGAAGCCGGUCAUCGCAACCAACUGAACCUUGACACUUUCUAGAAAGAAUAUCAUCAAAGAUCCAUCACCAUGAACUCUGCUCUCCGUAACACCGCUCGUGUGGCCAUGACCACUGGCCAACGCCGCUGCCUUUCUUCUUCUACUCCCGAGCAUGCCUUUGUCAAGAUGCGUCAAGCUGAAAGCAGCAAGUCUUUCGCCCAAACCUGGAUGAGCGAUCCUGCCACCUACCCCAUCAUUGGCGUUCUUGGCAUUGCCUGUGGCAUGUGCGCUGGGGUUGGAUCCUACUACUUGAUGGCGUGCAAGGAUGUGCAAAUCAACCCUGCCAAGCGCGGCGAUGUCAUUCGCACCUGGGGACAGAACAAGAACCGUUUCGGACACGGAAACAACUAAGAAGACAAAGAGAGUGUGACUAGAUUCUGUUGGUGAAUGGAAAGCAGCAGUGGAUGGUGGAGUGUAUGAGGAGGUAUGAUGAUUGCAUCAUGGAGAUUCGAUUCUGUUCGAUUGAAUCAAUUGGAUUCACUUGGGUGUGGUUCCCUGCCGUGUGGCUUCCAACACAUGACAAGCCACCUAGCUAGCUGUAGCCGUCGGGAGUGGUAAUCCUUGCUGUGCAGCAGUGGAAUACGUACUACUAGCUAGAAUGAUUCAAUCUCCUGGCUAGAUGACUUGCAAUAU